AUUUACAAAACCUCCAGUGUUACUAUUUUCUUUGGAUGGAUUCCGAGCAGAAUAUUUGCAAACUUGGGGAAAACUUCUUCCUGUUAUUAGCAAAUUAAGAAAAUGUGGGACAUAUACUCGCAGCCUAAGGCCAGUAUAUCCAUCAAAAACAUUUCCUAAUCAUUACAGCAUUGCUACGGGUCUGUAUCCAGAAUCCCAUGGUUUAGUGGAUAACAAAAUGUAUGAUCCAGAGAGAAAUGCUACUUUCACACUCAAAAAUGCUGAGAAGUUUAAUCCAGAGUGGUAUAAGAUUUGGCUGACUGCAAUGUAUCAGGGAUUAAAAUCUGCUUCGUUUUUCUGGCCUGGUUCAGAUGUUGAUGUCAAUGGAAGUUUUCCAAACUUUUACAAAUUAUACAAUAGAUCAAUACCAUUUGAAGAAAGAGUAAUCACAUUUCUUAGAUGGCUCCAAUUACCAGAAGAAGAAAGACCACACUUUUACACUCUGUAUUUAGAAGAACCAGAUUCCUCGGGACACAGCUAUGGGCCAAUCAGCAGUGAAGUCAUUCUUGCACUAGAGAGAGUAGACAAAGUGGUUGGGUUGUUGAUGGAUGGGCUUAAGCAAAUGAAGCUUCACAACUGCAUUAAUAUUAUUCUUAUUUCUGACCAUGGAAUGGAAGAAGCUAACUGCCAAAAAACAGUCUACCUGGAUGCAUAUUUGGGCAAUGUUAAAGACUUGUUUGUGGUACCUGGCCCUGCAGCUCGCUUAAGACCCCAAAAUUCUCCAGAUGAGUAUUUCUCUUGUAUGUUUAGAAACAUCAUUGUGUUGCUGAAUGAAUCAGCUUAUAGCCAGAUGGCACUCUUUAUUGGAUUUGGACCUGGAUUCAAGUUUCAAACAGAAGUUGAUCCAUUUGAAAAUAUUGAAAUCUACAAUUUAAUGUGUGAUCUUCUUGAUUUAACACCAGCCCCUAACAAUGGAACCCAUGGAAGCCUCAAUCACCUUCUGAAGACAGUCAAUUAUAUUCCCAAACAUCCCAAAGAAGAAAGCAGCCCUUCUUCAUGCCCUUCAGUGGGGCAAAGGACUUCCGGUGAUGGCCAUAGCUGCUCAUGUAAAUCUUUGGGCUUGCCACUGAUUCAGCCACAGGUAGAUCUUACUACUUCAGAAAUGAAGAAGAUAGAAAAAUACAACCUGCCAUUUGGGAGGCCUCGUGUACUCCAAAAGAAGCAGAAAUUUUGCCUCCUCCAUAAUCAUCGCUAUGUCAGUGGAUUUAGCCAGAACUUCAAGAUGCCUUUGUGGAGUAGCUAUUCUGUUAAUAAGCAUGACAGCUGGAACACCUCUGCAAGUGCCACCAAAGGCUGCUUCUACACGGAUCGUCGUAUUUCUUUAAACAGCAGUCAGAUUUGUUCAUUUUACAAAAAGCAACCUCAGCUUAACUAUGGAUUUCUUUUUCCUCCAAAUCUGAUUAAAGAAGAUAAGAAAAAUUAUUAUGAAGGACUUCUCUCAAGCAAUAUAGCACCAAUGUAUUCUGCUUUUCAAGUGAUCUGGGAAUAUUUUAAUGCUGUCCUACUGCCAUCAUAUGCUGCAGCCAGGAAUGGUGUAAAUGUGAUCACAGGUCCAAUAUUUGAUUACGACUACAGUGGCGUAUAUGAUACACCAGAAGCAAUAAGAAG
This is a messenger RNA of Thamnophis sirtalis, 1647 nucleotides long. NCBI's taxonomy places the organism in Eukaryota, Metazoa, Chordata, Lepidosauria, Squamata, Natricidae. The record is from RefSeq and is a predicted model, not a curated record.